AUGCCUCGUCUGACGUGCGUGGUUCCUGGUGGGCUGGCGCACACGGCGGGGCUGCUGCCGCUGCGGCGCGAGGGGCGGCGCGCGGAGACGGACGCCGAGGCCGUGCGGCGGGUGCGUGCCGCGGGCGCCAUCCCGGUCCUCGUCAGCAACUGCCCCGAGCUGUGCAUGUUCUUCGAGUCGUACAACGGCUCCGUCGGCACCACGCGCAACCCGCACGACACCCGCCGCACGCCCGGAGGCUCCUCCGGCGGAGAGGCAGCUCUCCUAGCAGCUGGUGCUUCAGUCAUUGGUAUAGGAUCUGAUAUUGGUGGCUCAUUGAGAUUACCAGCCAUGUUCACAGGAGUGUUUGGUCACAAACCUACUGCAGGUAUAGUGUCUGAUAUUGGUCAUUUGCCCAGAAGUGACGACACAGAUUGGUGGAGGUUCUUUUCUGUUGGACCAAUGACCCGCUAUGCUCAAGAUUUACCUCUUAUGCUGAAGUUAAUGGUGAAAGAUGAAGUGGUCCCCUCUCUUAAAUUAGAUGAAAAUGUAGAUGUAUCACAGCUCCGUAUAUUUUACAUUGAAGAAGUAGAAACUUAUUCAUCUCUUCCAGUAAAUUCAGAUGUUAUCUCUGGAUUACAUAGAGCUGUAGAUCAUUUAAAAAUCAAGUGCAAAAUAGAACCACAAAAAAUUUACAUCAAAGAACUAAAAGAUCUUUUCUCAAUCAUGCUAACAUGCUUAUUUAGUCUUGAAGGAUUAGAAUCAGUAUUUCAAACAAAUCAGAAUCCUAAAGAAAGAAAAAACCCAUCUGUGGAGUGGUUGAAAAAAAUUGUGGGUUUGUCUGACUUCUGUGCUUAUUCUUUGCUUUAUGCUCCACUGAAAUUUUUAUUUGGCAAUUUACCCAAAAAUAUACGAACUAAAUAUAUUGAGUUAAUUGGCAAAAUAAGAACACAACUUGAGGACAUACUUAAAGAUGAUGGUGUGCUGUUGAUCCCAACAUUUUGUAAACCUGCUGUUUUUCAUGGUGAAAUGUAUAGUUAUUUCAUGAAUGGAACAUCAUGUUUUAUAUUUAAUUGUACUCAAAUGCCUGCUACAAAUUGCCCUGUUGGAAGAUCAAAAGAAGGGCUUCCUAUUGGAAUACAGAUUGGUGCUUCCCGCUUUCAAGACAGGCUAUCAAUUGCUGUAGCACAGGAAUUAGAAAAUGCACUCGGAGGAUGGAUAAAACCCUAAACAUAUUAUUAACAUUUAUUUUUAAUACCUACCAAAGUACAAAAUUUUGUGAGGAACUGAUGAAUGUUUGUAGAAAUUCACUGUUUGGUAUGCUGUGAAAGAGACUGAUCCUUCUAAGAUUACAGCAUUUCAAGUUUUAUAUUUCAUAUGACAUCAUGUGAAUAGUAUUAUGAUAACUUAUAAAUAUUGUUCACUUCAGAUUAAAAUGUCAUGGUAUAGCAUGAGGGGAGACAAGGUAUACAUGUCCACUGAAGCAAAAUAUUAAUAAAUACAAUGUAAAAUAAAUAUUUCAAUAGAAGAUAUUCCUCUUCAAUUCUAAGUUAAUUACGAGUGAAGAAGACAAAAAUGGGAUUAGUCAGUACCUUGCCAGCUGCAAUAUGAUAAACACUAUUUAAGGCAGUGCCUUGCAGAAAAGCCUGAGGAUAGACAGUUUGUGAUGUCUUUGCAGGCUCAAUUUUCCAUAAGGAAAAGUUGCAUACACAUCGCUGCCAUCACAUCAGGAAACCAAGUAGACACUGCGUACAGAAAUAAAUGUAAAUAAAUUCUGCGCAUGUAUAGCAUCUACCAAUUAUGAAAUCCAAAUGUGGAGCCUUCUUAUGGGCCAAACAGACAUCGCUUCAACUUCUGGGUUAGACUUGUCUGUUGUCACCUGCAGGCAUGUCAGUACAUAGUGGUUUGUCUCUGAGCUUCAAUGUGUAUGUAGCCACAUGUUUUGUUUUGUGCAUGAUUCAGGGGAGAAGGAGGCAACAAAAAAUGAUUGUUUAGAUAUGUAACAGAGUUACAAUUUAUGCAAUACAUUUUCCAGUUCCUGGCAAAAUAACAAUUUUAAAACUUAAUUAAUUCAUGUUAUAAAACAAUUAUCAGGUUGUUGGAUAGAUGGAUCAAUUGUAAAGAGAAAAUAUUACUGCAAAACAUUCCAAAAAUUGUAUGUUAAGAUAUAUGAUAUAAGAUUACUUCAUUAUGGCCCCCUUCAGAUGUCACUCAAGUAUGAUAAAUUAAUACGGUAGUUAAAUAUUUAUUAAUAAUCAUUAAUAAUAUAUUUAUUAAAUAAUAUUAUAAUGAUACAUUUUAAUUGAAAUAAUUAAACUGUAGUUUGCAAUGCAUUUUCAUUAUUAUUGUUAUUAAUUCUAUUGAUAUUAUUAUUAAUUUAUUAAUUAUAUUAACAUUAGGGGCAGCACGACCUAAGUUACACGAAUGAAAAUAACUAUGCUUACUAUGCUGCAGUAAUGAAGCUUAACAGAAUUUUUGAUGAAUGUCUGUGCUUGGUUGGACUGUCUACCCUCUUGAUUUUAUCAUGCUAAGCCACUGUUUAAAAGCCACAAUGUUCCCAAGAAAAUAAGUCAGAAACAUGAAUGAAACCAUGAAAUAAUUAUGUUUGUGUAAUUUUUAUAAAGAGGUUUCUAAUAAUCUGAAUGAAUAGUAAGCACUUCUUAGGAAUUCAGCAUUGUUUUCUAAAGUCUGAAACAUUUUCUAUUCUCAAGUGAAGUUAGGUGCAUGGAAUUUUAAAACCUCCAACACAAUUCAUUCAACUUAUUAAGUAUUUGAAUCUUUUCACACAUCACUUUCUCAAUCUCCAUUCAUUUAUCUAACAUAUUCUUGCCAGCCAAUUUAAUUUUUCAAUAAUAUAGCUUAAUAGCAGAACAACUCAGUUUUUUAUAAACAAUAAUGAUGUGUCAAAAACAAGCAGGGGAGAAAUGUCUAUUAUCAAAAACUAGCAAACAGUACAGCACACGGUCUUAGUUCACAAUAUUCCAGUACUAAUUGUUGAUUAUUUUGAUUAUGAAUUUGUGAAUAGUUCUCAAUCCUAGAUAAAUACAUCACAUAAUUGUACUAUCAUGAAGAAAUAAACACUCCAAGAAACAAUGAAAGGUAAAAUUGCUUUAAUUCUCCUCCGAGUUGGAGGGUUAAGCCAAAAAUAAAUAAGUCAGAGAAAAAAAUAAUUAAUUUUUUUCUUUCAAGGGAUAAAUUUAUUUCAAAUAUUUUGUUUGUAUUAGAUUUACUAAUAAUUAAUGCUGAAUAACACUGAAUAAUUAUUUUAUUUUAAUUGUAUGUUUUUGACCGGAAAAUCAUAUUUUCUCAACCUAAUAAUAAUGAGAAAACCAAGGUUCAUAAAUUGGAAGAAUUUAAUUUUUAUCCACAAGUUCUAAUGCAAGAAUGAAAAAUGUUUAGAGGGAAGCAUUGCCAACAAAAAAAAUAUUGAAGGAUGUCCUUUCAUAUGUCAUUUAAAUAUGAAAUAAACAAAAUUUAUAAUGUACAUAUGGGGGUAUAUAGGGGGGAAAACGAUUUUAAAUAAAUGGGAUCCAGAUCAGAUCCAUGAAAAUCAAGCUAUGAGUUGAAUUUCCUCUCGUUUUUGCACUUGCUCAUCACCUAGCUUCAUUAGUGUUUCAGAACAUGCUAGAAGAAAACACAAGCAUAAUUUGUAAUAAUACAUUAUUAGUUAUUGCUGUGAUUGGUGGUGAUUCUGCUACUGCUACUGCUUCAUCUGUCAUCAUAUAUACUAUUACUAAAUACGUCAAAAUGAAUAAAUGAAGAAUUAAUUAAUGAUUAAUUGUAUCAGUGAUUGAGUGUGUAAAUAAUUAAUUCACUCAUUCAUACAGCUUCCUACUGUUUAAUUUCUAUUCAUAUUUCCCUCAUUUAAUCGUAUACAAGAAAAUUUUCCUGAUGCUGUUUUGUGUGUUAUUUAUGUUGGGGUUCCAUCUAAAAUUGUUGUCUUGAGGUUCAACAGUAUUUCUGCAAGUCAAUUUUAUGGAUCAUAGCUGCAUCACCUACAAAAUGUUCUCAGAACCACAGCUGAUAAAAUUUUUCUGAGAAACAGCAUUGUAUAUGUAAGCAUUGCACAGGCUUAUUUAUAAUAAUAUAGAAUUAAUGUCUUGGACAAGUAUGUAUUAAAAGCGCUGAUUUCAUAGUGUUGUGGAAAAGUGAGUUUGGGGCCAUGAUUGGCACUUUCCAGGAGCACUUUCAGCAAUGUCGCAAUGUUUAAUGAAAUUUCAUUGAAAGAUGCUUUGUACGGUACUAGUUAGAAGUUAGGAUAAAAGAACUGGAAGAACUUGGACCCCCCUUCCUGUAACAAAAGGAAUGAGCAGCAUAUGCAGGCUAGUAUUUGAGUGAGGCCUAAAAAAUAAUGCAAUGGUGUCAUUAGAAACAAUCUAUUAUAGAGCAUUGUAGGCUUUCACAGCUGAAGUCAAUAUAAGAGAAAAUUUCUGGGGCUGGUAGGCCAUGGUCCAUUUGGCAUCGAAGGGCCAAACAUUCUGCGACCUUAACAGCACUGAAGUUGUCUACCAUAGUCAUGGAUGAAACGUUUGUCCCUUCAAUGCCAACUGGACCAUGGCCUACCAGACUGGAAGUUUUCUCUAAUAAAUUAAAUGAAGAGUUGGAAAUCUAUGAGGUAAAAGAUUCAAAAGAAAAGGUUUUUAAGUGAUAAGACGAAGCAUUAUCAUACAUUUAUUCCAGUUUUAAUUGAUUAUCUAAAUUUUGAAAUAUGCUACAUUGAUGAGGGACCACUACCAAAAGCAUACAAGCCUCUUCUGCUGAAAUUUCAAGUGAUAGUGUAUUACAUUUUCUACUGUUACUGAUAUAGAAAUACUGUGUAAAUAAUCAUGAUUGUAUGGACGUGACAAUAUUUUUUAAAUAAAAUUUAUUUUUAAAUGUUAUCUUAAUCAUAUUUUCUUGCUUUUAGUGAAAAUGUCAACUGUGAAAGCUAAAAGAUUUGAUAUUGUGAACAUUUCUUUUCACAUUAAUUUUUUAUCCAGAGGAAGACAAUUAGGGUGACAUUAGGACAAAAAACAUUUAAUACUUAUUUUUUAAUACUUAGAAUAAUCAGAUUCACAUACUACAUUUUUUGGUACACUCGCUCUAUCUGGCCAAGGGCGGGAUUGAAGUAUUCCAGGGCUCCCAAGCACUAAGUUGUGUUGCCGCACCCCACGUAAAAAUAGCUCCAUUUUUAUUAAAUAACAAACUUAUCAUAAUACAAGUACAAAUGCAUUCCAAUAUGG
This is a messenger RNA of Gryllus bimaculatus (two-spotted cricket), 5201 nucleotides long. NCBI's taxonomy places the organism in Eukaryota, Metazoa, Arthropoda, Insecta, Orthoptera, Gryllidae. The record is from the annotation of a GenBank genome assembly.